Setaria italica (foxtail millet) is the source of this 1479-nucleotide messenger RNA. RefSeq lists its product as uncharacterized. The record is from RefSeq and is a predicted model, not a curated record. Gene Ontology annotation, molecular function: RNA-DNA hybrid ribonuclease activity; nucleic acid binding. The coding region runs from base 246 to 1226 and encodes 326 amino acids. NCBI's taxonomy places the organism in Eukaryota, Viridiplantae, Streptophyta, Magnoliopsida, Poales, Poaceae. The transcript has 10 exons.
UGCGCUGCGGUACUCCGCAACUCGCCGCCGCGGGCGCUAGGCCGCUAGCCUCCCUCCCUCAUCGCCGACCCGCGCAGGCAGGUGUCGGCGACUCGGCGUGCGGCUCCGCCUCCGUCGCUCCAGUGCCCGCAGGCAGCUGGCUCUGCGCUUCCUCUUGGUCCUCGUCUCCGGACGCACAGCGAGGUCACCAUUGCUUGUAGGCAGGCCCCAACAAUUGCAGACCCCCUCCAUCCUAUCCUCCUAUAAUGGUGAUUUGGAGUUGCUCUUCUUGUCUCCGUGGAUUCAUUUCCAGAUCUGCAUGGAGGAUCCACUACCCACUCUUGUCUCCUAGGUCUCCUGCACCGCUUCUGACCCAUUUCUUCUCCUCCUCCCCUCGACGAUCCAACAAGAGAUCUGCUGCAAAGGUUUCAAUGGACUCUGCCAGAGAGCCCUUCUAUGUCAUCCGUAAGGGGGGUGUCAUCGCCAUCUAUAAGACCCUCAGUGACUGCCAAGCUCAAGUCGGUAAUUCGGUAUGUGACCCUUCUGUCACUGUCUACAAAGGCUAUUCUCUGAGUAAAGAAACUGAGGAAUAUCUUGCUGCGCGUGGGUUAAAAAACGCUAUCUAUUGCAUCGAUGCAGCAGAUGCAAGAGAUGAAUUGUUUAAUGAUCUGGUUCCCUGCCCUUUUCAGCAACCUGAUGGAUCUGUGCAGUCUACAUUGAAAAGGUCAGAGGAGAUGACUGAUAAUCAUUUUCUGAAGGAAACUGGACCAUCAAACCAUCAAAAAGUUGCUGAACAGGAACUGUUAUCUGAUAGUGAUCUCUCUUGUAUUCUUGAAUUUGAUGGUGCUUGUAAAGGAAAUCCCGGGAAAUCAGGUGCUGGAGUUAUAAUUCGGAGGUUAGAUGGAUCUGUGAUUGCUCUACUCCGUGAGGGUUUAGGUAUUACAACCAACAAUGCUGCUGAAUACCGUGCAUUGAUCCUGGGGCUAGAUUAUGCUGCCAAGAAGGGAUUCAAGCAUAUUCGUGCUCAAGGUGACUCUAAGCUUGUCUGUAACCAGGUUCAAGAUCUCUGGCGGUGUAGGAGUGAUAAUAUGGCUGUCUUGUGCAAGAAAGCCAAGGAACUCAAGGGAACGUUUCUUACAUUUCAAAUCAACCAUGUGUUGAGGGAAUUGAACUCGGAUGCUGACGUUCAAGCGAACUUUGCUGUCGGACUUGCAGUUGAUCAAGUUGAGGAGCUGUGCGUCUGUUGAGCUCCCAUUGGCAGAGAAAACAAGACAUUGAGUAGAGCGAUUACAGCUGCAGUUGAAAUUAGACAUUCACAUGUGUGCAGUGUACGUGUACUCGAGGAAAUCAGUCAGCCAGCCAGUCGUGUCUAAUAUUCUUUGGAAGUCAGUGCUAGGGGAAUGUUCUUCUGUGCCCUGCCAAUAUAUGUGCACGAGACGACGUUGUAUUUUGAGCGGCUAGUGUUGGUGGUAAAAUGAAGAGCCCUGUUGGAAUUCGCUA